UCUCAGAACCUUAUCAGUAUUAUAUAUAAAGCACUCAAUAAUUAAUCAUUCAUACCAAAUUUUCGCAAGUUUUUGCAUUAAAUCAUAUCACAUUUCGAUAUUGCAAUAUCUUAGUUCUGAGAUUUUAUCGGAAGGAUACGGUCAAGCAGUUCACAUUUCUGAAUAUUACGAUUUGGACAUUUAUCAAUGCUUACGUUCAAAUGGUAUUUUAGUUGUAUUUAUUAGAGUGUACGAAGCUAAAGAGAGAGGAAUGCCGGACUUAAAUGCAAUCGCAAAUAUUAAAAAUGCAAAUACUGCAAAUUUGGGCGUUGAAAUAUUUGUCGAACCACAGGUUAAGUCAACAAAGUAUGCUAAUGAACAAUUUUUGGAAGUUUACAGAUUUCUCAUCAAUAAUGAUAUCAUUGUUAAUACAAUCUGGCUCAAGGUAGAGUCAUUUUUUUUAAGCAAUGUUAACGUUGGGAUUUAUACUAGUUGGUACGAUUGGUAUCAGAUAACAGGUGGAUGGUCUAGUUGGGCAAAUCAGUACUGGCAUUUACUGAGUUUGGGGCCAGAUUCUGCAACAAAUUACGGAUUUAGUGAUUUUCGAUCUUUCAGUGGAUUCUUUGUACCACACGUGAAACAUUUUGUAGAAUGCUAUCGUAUUUGUGGUCUUAGUUUUUCUUCAAGUAUUUUUCUCAUUGGAAAUGCUGCCAAAGUCAAGAGAAAAACCAGCAUGGAAGACUUCUCGCCAUCCAACGCUAGCGCUGUCGAACUUGGCAUUUCCGUUGGAUUUCUUGAUUUCACAUCUCCCUCUCCUAAUUUUUAA
Messenger RNA from Thelazia callipaeda (thelaziosis nematode), 805 nucleotides. Lineage: Eukaryota; Metazoa; Nematoda; Chromadorea; Rhabditida; Thelaziidae. The record is from the annotation of a GenBank genome assembly.